CCACCUCGGCCUUUGUUUGAUCAUCCCAGAUCGUUCGUUACCAACUGAAGAGAGAGAGAGAGAGAGACAAUUCAUUCAACAACUUGUCGCUCGGUCAGGAUUCGAAAUGUUCCUCUGUCCACCGGGCCUGUUCUUCUCCUGAUCACCAUGAGAAAAACUGUCCUGACUGCGGUGUGAAUGCUUCGGUGAGAAUGGCCUUGAAGCGUCGUGAUUAUGUCCUGCUGGGAUUGGGGGCUUUCAUUGCUUGGGGUCUGGUGGUUCGCUGGCUUCCUAUCCUCAGAUACCUGGGGUAUGCCGUGGUUCUUGGUGCAUUUCUCUCCUUCGCCGCGUUAUUCGGCCUGGUCCUUUUGACCACUCGCACUUCAAGUGCCUCGAGACCGCCUCGCGCAAAGACCCUCCCUGUCGCGUUCGUCGCCCGUCACCAUUGGAAGAAGGAAGUACAAGCGUUCGAGCAACGCUCGCUGUACCGCCCCCAGUCGCUCUAUCCUCAAUCCUUUAUUGUGUCCGAGAGUAUCGAUGAGCUCCUAUCCCUGAUCACUCGGGACUUUAUUUCUUCCUGGCAUAAGAGCAUCAGCCCCGGUCCCGCUUUCGUCAAUGAGGUGGAUAAGGUGAUCCGGAUAGCCGUGGGGAAUCUGCGGGACCGACUGCUGGCGGAGGAUCUGGUGUCACUUAUUGUCUCCCGGAUAUUCCCUAUUUUGACUGCCCAUCUCAGGGAAUUCGACAUCGCGGAGCGAUCCGUACGCGGCAGACACUUAACACGCAAUGUCACCGAGUCCGAGGAGUUGGAUCUGGCUAUCGCGAGCAAGUACCGCGACGGCAACCUCCAUCCUGCUGCCGUGCUGUCACUCUCUGACCAGAAGGCGGUGGAGCAGGAGUACUUGCGCAAGGUCACUGUUGGCCUGCUACCUCGGUUAUUCCCCGAGAGUGUCCUCAACAGUCGCAUUGUCUCUGUCCUUAUCAGGGAGAUUGUUUCAUGCGCCGUGCUUUUCCCGCUUGUCUCAGUUCUCUCCGACCCCGAUACUUGGAAUCAAUUGAUGGAGGCCUAUGGCCGAACAGCUCUGCAGGACCGCAAAACGGUACGCAAACUUCGCGCCGCCCUAGAUGAGCAUGCUUCGCCCGUUCCCAAGUCAAAGCGUGGCCAUGCCUUCCCGCGCCUUUCCCCGAAUGAUUCGGAGCGAGCUUUCGAGCGAUUUGUCCGAGCCAUUCGGCGGUGUAAUAACCUUUCAGAUGCGAGGCGAUUCAGAGCACUUGUGGCUAGCCAGCUGAAACGCGAGUCAAUGGUAGAAGGGCAGGACCCGGUCUACCUCCGGAGAUUAGAAACAGGCAAAAGAGUUCUGGACCAGAAGGUUUCCAAGCUUUCCACGCCAGGUAGUCAACCCUCGCAUACUGCUGCUGCUGCCACGCACUUCCGCCGCAAGAGCUCAUCCGCCGUCCAAGAGGCGUCUUUGGUGGAUGUCAUGCAUGAUGCGUCAGGCCUCUCCUAUUUUAUGGAGUUUAUGGACCGUCAGCGUCUCAUGUCUCUUGUUCAAUUCUGGAUUGUGGUGGAUGGAUUUCGCAACCCCCUCGAAGAUGAUUUUGGAGACGAGACAUCCCCAAGCUCCUCAAGCUGGACGAGUACAGACAGAAACGAUAUGGCCCUCAUCAGUGAAACCUAUCUCACGAAACCUGAAUUGAAAGUGACAGACGAGUCGCGCCAAGCGGUGAAGGCUUUCCUCAGGUCAGGGAAGCGUGCCACCCCGGAGCAAUACCGCAAGGCCCGGACCGUGAUCUUGACGACACAAUCGGCAGUAUUGGAAGAACUCCAGAACGUCUAUUAUCCCAAGUUUAAAAAAUCAGACUUAUACUACAAAUACCUCGCAUCGGACGAAGCCUCGCAUUCUGGUUCCCAGAACCCUCCACCUACAUCCCGCCAAAACCCCCCCAGCGCUAUAGAAGCUCGGGAGAGACGUCCACUUCCGCCCCUGAUGGCUCGAACAGCGUCUCAGCCAGGUCCGAGGCCAAAGAAGGAUCUGCGCAGAGCCGCCAUCUCUUCCAGUGACAUGGGCAAACUCUUUGAUGAUGACGAGUCUCCCAGACGAUCAUUCGACUCGGAGCGCUCGGUUCCAUUGUUUGAUGACGAUUACGAUACAGAUCCGAUGGCGGCAUCCACUCAAAGCCUUACCCGAGACUCGCAAAAUGGCGAGAACGAGACGAGCGAAAGCCGAGUCAUCGAAAAUAUGGAAGCCGCUUUGAACGACAUUAUCACCAAUGAGCCAACGAAUGGAAAGUUAGAGGACCUGAGAAGUGCGGAUCUGUCUCCUUCUACAUUGUCUAUUCAUGACCCCAAUCAAAGAUCUCCACCCGGCUCGAUGGAAUCUUCGCGAGUAGAUAGUCGGGUAGACGAUAGAGUCAAACCAAGCAUAGCCUCCCUCGGCCUUGUGGACAAGUCUUCACGCCUUGGUGUAUUUGAUGACGACCUUUUCCCGGACCAGCAGAAAUUUAUUGAGGAUGAGUAUGAAGAGCCUGUAGGGACCGAUGACAAGGAUUCUGCAGACGAGGUCCAUGAGGCUGCGCCCGGGGACCUUGGUCUGACCGAGGCGAUUGAGGCGCUCACUGCCGACAUCGAGAAACUCGGGUCGCAGGAAUCAGUCGUGGAUACCUUGACGCGAAAGGCCGAGCUCACGAACAAUACUGCCGAACUGAGGAUUUUGCGCAAGUCCAAAGCUAGUAUCCAGCGAGAAAUCCACCGAAAGGAGAUGCAGCGACAGCAGUAUAUCAUCCAGGAGAGUGAUAACAGCCUGUAUGGCAGGUCGACUGUCCGAAUCAAGUCCAUCGUAGUGGGCAAAGAGGAGGAUGGUCGAGAAUUUGCUAUGUACGUGAUCGAAGUACAACGAAAUGCUGGAGAGCAGAUGCCCGCAGCAUCGUGGGCCGUGGCUCGUAGGUACAGCGAGUUCCACGAGCUGCACCAUCAGCUUCGCAUGCGAUACCCGUCCGUGCGUCAACUCGAGUUUCCUCGACGACGGAUGGUCAUGAAGCUACAGAAAGAAUUUCUCCAGAAGCGCCGUCUAGCCCUAGAGGCCUACCUACAAAAGCUCCUACUCCUCCCAGAAGUAUGCCGGAGCCGUGACCUACGAGCCUUUCUCUCCCAACGAGCCAUCAUCCCUCCUCGCGAUGAGACGAACCCACGCGAUGGCGAGACUAAAGAUCUUGUUACACGGAUAUAUAACUCCGUCGCAGAUGGCAUGGAUGAUUUCCUCGGCAACUUUGGUGUCCUCGACCAACUCUCCAUUGCGGGCCAAAACCUCAUCUCCGCCGCAACAAACCAACAACAACAACAACCACCACCACCACCACCACCAAGCACUACCACCACUACUAAUGCGGUCACAGCCGCUGAAGCCGAAGCCGAACUCAACGCUUUCGAAGACCGUGAACUCGAACCCUUCAUCAAACCCAUCUGCGAUCUCUUCCUGGAAACCUUUGAACUCAACAAAGGCAACAACUGGCUGCGCGGCCGCGCCGUAGUGGUCGUCCUCCACCAACUCCUCGGCGGGACCAUCGAGCGCAAAGUCCGCGAGGGCGCCCGCUCCCUGGUCCAAGACGAACCUUUACUCCGGUACAUCGCCCUUGCAAGGGAAACCAUGUGGCCUGGUGGCGUCCUCCGCGAAAGCAAACCUCGCACACCGUCGGAACGCCUCAUGAGUCGCACCGAGGCGAGUUUGGUCCUUGCUACGCUGAUUCCAGAUCUAGCGGGGAACGUGGUCGGGAGGGCGAAUGCACAAGCAGCGGCGCGCAGGGUCUUUGCGACCUUGAAUAAUCCGCGGUUGAAUGCGCAUCUGGUCUUUACCUUGCUGGAUGAGAUUGUCCUUGUCUUGUUUGGGGGGAGGUCUUGA
This is a messenger RNA of Aspergillus ochraceoroseus IBT 24754, 3872 nucleotides long. RefSeq names its product putative intermediate filament protein (Mdm1) (gene rgsC). The transcript is spliced from 3 exons. Gene Ontology annotation, molecular function: phosphatidylinositol binding. The record is from RefSeq and is a predicted model, not a curated record. The coding region runs from base 192 to 3872 and encodes 1226 amino acids. Lineage: Eukaryota; Fungi; Ascomycota; Eurotiomycetes; Eurotiales; Aspergillaceae. Gene Ontology annotation, cellular component: intracellular membrane-bounded organelle.